AUGCCGCCUCAGACGCAGGCUGGCAACGAGUUGGCGCUGGCGAACUACGGCCGCUUACAUUCAGCCGGCAGCCCUCUCCAAAUCCCGACAGAGCUCAGCGGCAUUACCAUUCCGCAAAUUCAGGCCCUACUCGCCUUCAUGCAAGGUAUGGUCCAGUGUUGGUUUGGCACGUUUGGUGCAGAGUGCGGGCUACCUCUGUCCUUUGAGUCCUUCAAUCUGUAUCAUGCAGACUACUGGAUCUUGCAGCCGGCGACUGCAGGAGCAGGUGGGCGCGGCUGCAGCUAUGUGGAGGCAGUCGCGUUGACCAUUUUCUUGAAAGUGCUGUUCCUGCGGUGCUUGCUCCGCCACGCUGCCGUGCGAGACUUGCGCGGAGAUCCUGCGUACUGGGUCUGUGCCUAUGCGAACAACCAGCAUGCACUCGGCGAUGCCAUCCCCACAGGCCGGGUGAGUCCUUGCCGCCUCGUCGUGAUCGUCAUGCCCGAGAGACCACAUUCGACAGAUCCGCGGAAAUCAUCAUUUUACUUGGCGAUGAUGCUCUGCCGUGGAGUGCUGCUGGUGCUGGAUGCUGCAGCCACGCCCUUUCAGAGCUGUUUCGAGGAAGCAAUUGCUGUUGAAAACUCCGCCAAGCUCUUUCUGGACGUGGCGGCGACAAGCGGCGAUAUGGCCCACAUCCUUACGGAUGGCCUUGCGGGAAAUGAGGCCAAGUUGCUGCCCCUGCUGGGGCUACUUGCCAAAUCCCGGCGUGAGGAACCUUUCCCCGCCAAUUUACUGGAGCACGGACUCGGAGUCCGCAUUGAGAUUGCCGAGGCCUCCAGGGAGGAGGACAAGACACGAAUCUUGAACAGCAUUGCCUUCCCACGAGCAGGAACGCAGGCCCUGGAUGAGGCACCAAAGGAGGAGCACGACAAGUAUGGAGCCGUGAAUCGGGCAUUGAGGAGCCACUUUGCUUUGAGCAGCCUCUAUGCAUGCUACACUCGAGACACCGACCCAAGCAAUUUUCUGGCUGCACUCCGUGUGGAUGCUGCCCGCCUUUCCGUGCAGCUCUCAUUGACUGGCUGCAAACACUUCAGAGAUGCACAGAUGCGCGCGCUCUUGGCUCAUUUGCCAAGAACUCUUCUGUGCCUCCGCCUGGACCUUGGCCACACAGGCCUGCAGACCAUCGCAGUGGACGGCUUUUGCUGCCAGCUGCGCACACUGCAGCUUCGCUUCUCAGGGGCAUCGCUGCGAGAAGCUGUCGGCAUAGCAGCCCUCCUCGACACGGCCCAAGCUUCCUUGCUCCGUUUGGAGCUUUGGUUUGCAGCCUUGCCGAUGCUUGAAGAGCUCAAUCUCAGCGAAGCUUUGCUGAAGCUCCGCUUGGAGGAGUUGUCUCUCCACGUCCAAGGGUGCCCCAAGGUUCCCCAAGCUUCGAAGCAGGCAUUGCACAAUGCCGCCCGAAAGCUUCAGAGCCGUGACAAGGACUUGCAGAUGUGGCUCUGCAUCGAGGAUGCAGCGACGUGGACGCAGCAGCUCCAGGCUCUGCUGCCAUGGGAUCGCAUCCGGAAGUUGCAAGGCUUCCAAAGCCCGGGCAGCGGCUCGGAGAAAGGGCAAAGCACGAGAACAGAAUCCGAGAUCAACCAGGACUUGCCGUUUCCAUGCAGCCACGGGCGCUGCCCACGCUUCCAUGCGAACCUGAAUGGAUAUUGCGACCAGCACUUCUUCUGCAGCCUCCGGCGGAGUGCAUUCAAAUCCUUCCAAGAGGCUCGGUGUUGGUCUGAGUUGGCUCUGAUCUUCUUCGUGCAAGCAGCUGCCGACAUCGAGUCCAGAGGCCUGCUGCUGCUGAUUCUGCUGUCCCUGUAUCCGGUUCUGGUCUUUGGUGUGGCGAACGUGAGCGGCUUCUCCGUCUCCUCGCUGUCCAUGGUGUUGCUGGCUCUGCUGGUUGCCUCCUUCUCCUUCGCAAGUUUCCGUUUCGACCAGAUGCAACGCGCGGCACGAGAGUUUUCCCUGUCCUCGGAGGCUUUCUACUCGAAGGUGUUGGAGGAUGACGGCCACCUGUCCCACACCUCGCUGGUCUUCGGUGUAGAUGGGGAGAAAUAUCCAAGCGUGGACCAAGAGACGGUGAGCGAUUUGAAAAGCAGCUUUCUGUCUGCGCGGCAGCACCUUCCGAGCUUUGAGAGCGCGGUGCAGAAGGUUGUGAGGGCAGUGGAUGCAGAUGGCAUGGAAGCACACCUGAAGUGCGGGGAUGAGGCUCUCCUUGCUUCCGAGUUCCAAGGAGCUGUGGACAUCUUGCAAUAUGAGAUCUACUGCAAAGACAUCCUGCACAUGCGGCAAACAUGGAACGAGCUGAGCAGGGCUUUCCAGGGCGAGGAGCAGCCGAUCCGCAUCGUGGCCUUGCGAGACGGCUUCGCAGAAGAAGACAGCAAGCGAAGGUGCUGUGAAGUCGUGCUUUGCAUCGAGGGCCGCGUGCUCAGUGAGAGUGGCGAGUCGUGCGGCGUGUGUUUUUUGCUGACUUUGCAGCAAGGCUACUUCGCUACUGUGCUGCUUUUGGAGCGAUCUUUGGAUUCCGCAGAAAGGAAGCUUGCUGGCCUUUGCCGCAUGGCACAGAAUUUCGGCCUUCUGGUGGACCCGCGACCCGGCAGAGGCCAAGAAAGCAAGCAGAAGGCGAAGGCGAAGAGGUCUCCGAGACCUUCUCUGUGGCUUACCAUUAUCCUGGGCCUGGUGAGGGCGACGGCUCUGCUGUGCAGCGGGUAUUUCGCCUUACAGUACUUCCUGCGCUACGGGCCGCCGGUGCUAAGCGAGAGCCUGCCAGGGCUCGGUGCUUGGCUGAAGAUUGAAGACGCAGAGGACAGAUCCUGGUUCCAGGCAAUCAGCCUGGCCCUUCCCUAUGCGGUCCUUGUCUUUGUUUUCAGUCACGACCUUCUGCGGUGCCGGCGUCGGGUGUCCCGCAGGCUGAAACCUUCCCAGAUCAUCUUUGAGCGGCACUUUGGAGUCCACGGCAACUGCUAUGUUGUCAAGGUCGCACUGAUCCAGAUAAUGACAGUGCUCCUGCAAGCCUUCGGGAAGGUACCGCUUCUGGGAGGGACUGUCACAUUUGCAAUGUAUCAGAACAUCCCAGCAGCCUUGGUGCUGAAACGAUGCGUCUGGAUCUUCUAUGUGCUGCUGACCUUCAACAGCCUGUACCCGAGUAUCCUUUUUGUGCGGCCAGAUUCCCGCUGGUGUCGCUAUGGUGCUGCUGUCAUGGAUGUGGUGAUGGAUCUGGGAUACAUGCUCACCUAUUUGCUCACCGUGGUGACCGCCAUGUCCGAGCUGACGCUGGAGACGGCCGUGCGUGGCAACUUCGGGGAUGCGGAGGAGCUGGACCUCAGCAAUAGCAUAAGCCCAACCUUCGCUUUCCCCUCUGACAUCCUGCAGUUCCUGGCGGUGUACAUCAGCCUUGCGCACACCUGUUGUGCCUGCCGCUCUGUCGAACGUGCCAGGGAUCUGGGCAGUCUGGGCGGUCUGGGCGAAAGCUCUGUGGGGCCAAAGCAAUCGAAGCGACCGAUCAAUCACCGCACGGUCUUUCCUACCCGUCAUGGCCGGCUGGUGCUUCGAUGCCUCAAGGCACUGUACUCUCCCAUCCUGCUCCUGGUGCUUUUCCUGUUUCUUCGCUCUCCGGACAUGUACCCUGGCCACUCCGAAGACUUCAGCUGCUUCCCGUGCCGCUGCUCUCAGGAGGCGAGGCGCCUGGAAAGCUGCCGAUUAGCAGCCGUACUCCGACAGCCGGAGCUGGCCCUGCCCGGCGUCCACAGCAUCGCCCAAGCAGCGUUGGACCCCCUAGGCUGCUAUGUACGGCGCCUAUCCCUGUCCAACCACAAGUUGACCUCCCUGCCGGCGAAACGGUUCCGGCACCUGAGUUGCCUGGAAGCCCUGGACCUGGGCAGAGGACGCCUCGAGCACCUGGAGGAUGAGGCCUUCGAGGGCCUGGCGCAGCUGCGCCUCCUGUCGCUCAGCCAAAACUUGCUGACCGACCUCCCCACCCAGGUUCUCAAACCGCUGCUCCGCUUGGAGCAGCUCCUUCUAGGUGGCAAAAGCGACAAACAAGGCAAUGUAAUCGUGAGCGGGAACCAGCUUGUGAGUUUGCCGAACUUCACGCAGAACCCUCGGCUGAGAGUGUUGGACGUCAGCGAGAACAAUCUGAAGAACUUGGAGGACGCCACCUUCUCGCAUCUCCACAGACUCCGAGUCCUGGACCUCGGCCGCAACAACCUCCUCAACGUCUCCGACCACACCUUCGCAGGCUUGACCUCGCUUCAGAAGCUGGAUUUGGGCAGCAACAAGCUGGAACAGCUUCCGGAAACGGUCUUCCAAAACCUGACCUCCCUUCAGCAGCUGGAUUUGCACAGCAACAAGCUGGCAGAGCUCCCGGAAACAGUCUUCCAGGGCUUGACCUCCCUGCAGACGCUGGAUUUGCGGUACAACAACCUGGAGCUCCCGGAGCAGGUCUUCCAGGGCUUGACCUCCCUUCAGAAGCUGGAUUUGCGCUGGAACCAGCUGGCCGAGCUCCCGGAAACGGUCUUCCAGGGCUUGACCUCCCUUGAGACGCUGGAGUUGUUCUACAACAAGCUGGCAGAGCUCCCAGCAGCGGUCUUCCAGGGCUUGACCUCACUUGAGACGCUGAAGUUGCACGACAACAAGCUGGCAGAGCUCCCGGAGAAGGUCUUCCAUGGCUUGACCUCCCUUGAGACACUGGAGUUGAACAGCAACAACCUGGCAGAGCUCCCGGAGAAGGUCUUCCAGGGCUUGACCUCGCUUCAGGUGUUGGAGUUGUACAGCAACCAGCUGGCAGAGCUCCCAGAAACGGUCUUCCAGGGCUUGACCUCUCUUAAGAGGCUGGAUUUGGGCAGCAACUACAAGCUGGCAGAGCUCCCGGAGAAGGUCUUCCAGGGCUUGACCUCCCUUGAGACACUGGAGUUGAACAGCAACAACCUGGCAGAGCUCCCGGAGAAGGUCUUCCAGGGCUUGACCUCUCUUAAGAGGCUGGAGUUGUUCUACAACAAGCUGGCAGAGCUCCCCGCAGCGGUCUUCCAGGGCUUGACCUCCCUUGAGACGCUGGAUUUGCGCGUCAACAUCAAGCUGGCAGAGCUCCCGGAAACGGUCUUCCAGGGCUUGACCUCUCUUAAGAGGCUGGAUUUGGGCAACAACUACAAGCUGGCAGAGCUCCCGGAGAAGGUCUUCCAGGGCUUGACCUCCCUUGAGACACUGGAGUUGAACAGCAACAACCUGGCAGAGCUCCCGGAGAAGGUCUUCCAGGGCUUGACCUCUCUUAAGAGGCUGGAGUUGUUCUACAACAAGCUGGCAGAGCUCCCCGCAGCGGUCUUCCAGGGCUUGACCUCCCUUGAGACGCUGGAUUUGCGCGUCAACAUCAAGCUGGCAGAGCUCCCGGAAACGGUCUUCCAGGGCUUGACCUCUCUUAAGAGGCUGGAUUUGGGCAACAACUACAAGCUGGCAGAGCUCCCGGAGAAGGUCUUCCAGGGCUUGACCUCCCUUGAGACACUGGAGUUGAACAGCAACAACCUGGCAGAGCUCCCGGAGAAGGUCUUCCAGGGCUUGACCUCCCUUGAGACACUGGAGUUGAACAGCAACAACCUGGCAGAGCUCCCGGAAAAGGUCUUCCAGGGCUUGACCUCGCUUCAGGUGUUGGAGUUGUUCUACAACAAGCUGGCAGAGCUCCCGCAAAGGGUCUUCCAGGGCUUGACCUCCCUUGAGAGGCUGGAUUUGAGCGACAACAAGCUGGCAGAGCUCCCGGAAACGGUCUUCCAGGGCUUGACCUCCCUUGAGAGGCUGGAUUUGAGCGGCAACAAGCUGGCAGAGCUCCCGGAAACGGUCUUCCAGGGCUUGACCUCCCUUGAGACGCUGGAGUUGUUCUACAACAAGCUGGCAGAGCUCCCCGCAGCGGUCUUCCAGGGCUUGACCUCCCUUGAGACGCUGGAUUUGAGCGUCAACAUCAAGCUGGCAGAGCUCCCGGAAACGGUCUUCCAGGGCUUGACCUCCCUUGAGACGCUGGAGUUGUUCUACAACAAGCUGGCAGAGCUCCCAGCAGCGGUCUUCCAGGGCUUGACCUCACUUGAGACGCUGAAGUUGCACGACAACAAGCUGGCAGAGCUCCCGGAGAAGGUCUUCCAUGGCUUGACCUCCCUUGAGACACUGGAGUUGAACAGCAACAACCUGGCAGAGCUCCCGGAGAAGGUCUUCCAGGGCUUGACCUCGCUUCAGGUGUUGGACUUGUACAGCAACCAGCUGGCAGAGCUCCCGCAAAGGGUCUUCCAGGGCUUGACCUCCCUUAAGAUGCUGCAUUUGGGCGGCAACAGGCUGGCACAGCCAGUGAGGCGCUGUGUUGAGGCCGCCUUGAGCUGCGAGAAUUGCAGCUGCGAGGCUUCUUGA
Symbiodinium sp. CCMP2592 is the source of this 6396-nucleotide messenger RNA. The record is from the annotation of a GenBank genome assembly. NCBI's taxonomy places the organism in Eukaryota, Dinophyceae, Suessiales, Symbiodiniaceae.